UAGCUGGCGUGGCUCUCAUUUUGAGCAGACUCCAAUCAAACGCGAGAGAGAGAGAGAGAGAGAGAGAGAGAGAGAGAUAGAGAAUGGCUGCCAUUGAUUAUGCUGAGAGCUUACUGCAAAAAGAUGACUACGUCGAGGGUUGCCCAGGCUGUGCGGUCGAUCGCCGCAAACAAUUGCAGAGAGGCAUGCCUCUCAAGCAAAUUCUCACCGUCUGGAUGAUCGUCCUCGCCACCGCUCUGACAAUAGCAUCUCUCUACCCGUUCCUCUAUUUCAUGAUAAGGGAUUUUCACGUUGCAGAUAGAGAAGAGGAUAUUGGUUAUUAUGCUGGUUUUGUAGGAUGCUCAUACAUGGUUGGAAGAGCUGUGAGUUCUACAUUGUGGGGAGUAAUUGCUGAUAGAUAUGGUCGGAAACCUGUCAUAAUUAUAGGCUGUGCCUCAGUGGUUGUUUUCAACACUCUGUUUGGCCUUAGUGUGAAUUAUUGGAUGGCCAUCAUCACGAGGUUUCUUCUUGGUAGUAUGAAUGGCUUACUUGGACCAAUAAAGGCAUAUGCAUGUGAAACGGUUCGUGAUGAAUACCAGUCGUAUGGAUUGUCAGCGGUUAGCACAGCAUGGGGUACCGGAUUAGUCAUUGGACCAGCGUUGGGAGGCUUUCUUGCUCAGCCUGUAGACAAAUUCCCUGGAAUAUUUACGUCAGAUUCUUUUUGGGCGAGAUUCCCAUAUUUCCUGCCCUGUCUGAUAACCUCAAUAUUUGCGGCAGUUGUAACUAUCGCUUGUUUCUGGAUCCCGGAAACACUACACACACACAUUUUAGUGAGUACAUCUUCUGGAGGUUCUUAUGAUGCUUUGGAGGCUGCAACUGAACAGUCUGACAUUAAAGAGAUGGAGGAAAAUAAGGCUUCUAAGAAAAGCCUCUUUAAGAACUGGCCACUUAUGUCAUCCAUUAUAGUUUAUUGCACUUUCUCACUCCAUGAUAUGGCUUACUCCGAGAUAUUCUCAUUAUGGGCCGAGAGCCCCCGAAGACUCGGAGGGCUUGGUUACUCAACUGAGGAUGUUGGAUCAGUUCUUUCAGUCUCAGGUUUAGGCCUUCUGAUCUUCCAAUCUUCCUUGUAUCCGAUUCUGGAGAAACUCUUGGGUCCUAUCAUGAUUUCUCGAGUUCUAGGAAUUGUUUCAAUUCCUCUCUUAACAAGUUAUCAUUACAUAGCCAUGCUUUCAGGGAUCACACUAUCCAUAGUGUUGAAUAUUGCAUCUCUGUUGAAGAAUGUCCUAUCAAUCUCCAUUGUGACUGGGCUCUUUAUAUUACAAAAUAGAGCUGUGGACCAAGACCAAAGAGGUGCAGCAAAUGGUCUGGCCAUGACCUUUGUGUCAACUUUCAAAGCUGUUGGUCCUUUAGGAGGAGGAGCACUGUUUUCUUGGGCAGAAACACGCCUAGGUGCCGAUUUCCUUCCAGGAGAUCAAAUGGUUUUCUUCAUCCUCAACAUUAUUGAGGCAAUUGCAGUUUUGAUGACAUUCAAACCAUUCUUGGUUGAACGACGAAAUAGUUGAUUCAACGCUUCAUUGUAAUUCUUUGUAAGCCAUUAAUCUUCGCAACCAAAGCAUAUCAUGUUGUUGUAACCAAAACUCUGAUUUUUUUGUAAUAGAAAUAUCAUGGAUAGUCUAUGUAUCUAUGUAAAAUUUGUACGUAUAAUUCAUAUUUUGUGUUGCGAAUAUUGAUUUA
This is a messenger RNA of Salvia hispanica, 1713 nucleotides long. Its product is annotated as protein ZINC INDUCED FACILITATOR-LIKE 1-like. Gene Ontology annotation, molecular function: solute:potassium antiporter activity. Gene Ontology annotation, biological process: transmembrane transport; regulation of stomatal closure. Lineage: Eukaryota; Viridiplantae; Streptophyta; Magnoliopsida; Lamiales; Lamiaceae. The record is from RefSeq and is a predicted model, not a curated record. Gene Ontology annotation, cellular component: plant-type vacuole membrane; plasma membrane.